GUCUAUCUGCCGGGUCGAUCGCGGGCGCUGGAGGAGGAUGAGGAGUUGGUCAUGGAUAAGGCCGCCUACCGUCUGUAUUAUCAACUGCAUGUGGAGGCACCUUGUCUUAGCUUUGACAUCCUUCUUGACUGCCUCGGCGAAAAUAGGGCUGUUGAAGUCGACGGUGAUCCAGUGACCGCCUACAUGGUCUCUGGAACUCAGACCGCUCACAAAAAACCAAACAACCUGAUUGUGAUGAAGUUAUCCAACAUGAAACCAAUGACAAAGAAGGAAACAACCGAAAAGGAAGACAAUGAAGAUAGCAGUGAUUCGGACUCCGAUAGUGAGGAUCUGGACAGCCAACCCGAGCUUGAAUCCGCGAAGAUUCCACACAAUGGAACUAUAAAUCGGGUGCGGGCACAUCAGUUCAACGGUGUCUAUCUAACUGCAACUUGGUCCGAACUCGGUGAGGUGCAUAUUUGGGACCUCAGUCGUUCUCUGAGUGCUGUCAAUGACUCUGCCAUCAUGAGUGAAUAUGUACGCACUCGGGAGGCUCCUAGCCCCCUGUUCACCUUCAAGGGCCACCAGACAGAGGGCUAUGCUCUGGCCUGGAGUCCCCUAGCUAAGGCUCAGGGAUAUUUAGCCUCAGGUGACGUUGCGGGCGCCAUCCACAUUUGGCAACCGAGAGUAAGUUGA
Dibothriocephalus latus is the source of this 675-nucleotide messenger RNA. The record is from the annotation of a GenBank genome assembly. Lineage: Eukaryota; Metazoa; Platyhelminthes; Cestoda; Diphyllobothriidea; Diphyllobothriidae.